GAAGGACAAUACUUUAUGUUAUAUUUUCUGAAUCUUAAAUUUUUUGUCGGUAGUUCAUUGCAAUAUUAGAUUUCAGUAUGUACUGUUUAUAAAGUGAUAUAUUGAGUUUAAAAAAUAAACAUGGGGUUUUCUGUAAGUAACUUAAUGGUUAUUGCUAUGACUGUAGUCGUUGUUUUCUGCCAAGAUAACGUACCGGUUACAUCUGAAGAAAAUGUGGCAGUAUUAGAUUGGGAACAUUUAGCUGUGUAUGAAGGUUGUAAAGAGUCUAUAGGGUGUCAAGAUCAACUAGAGGCUGCAGGAUUUGUACUAAACUCAUGGGGAGUUAACCAUUUGGAAAAACUUACCGACGACGUGGAUUUUCUUCAGAAACCCCCAUCUGAAAACUGUGGUUUAGAAAAAUACAAAGAAUAUGCUACUGAGAAAAUUAACGAAAAGUAUCCGAUGUUUAGUCAACAAAAUGGGGUUGUGAUUGCUUAUUAUUUUGGUCUUGCAAUCAAUUUUUUAAACCCAGACAUGAUGUUGCCAGUGGAAACUUGGUGUAAUAUCCAUGAGAAGGGAACCUAUUAUGCUAAAGAAUUUUUGAAAAUUGAUAAUGAGCCUUAUAGGAAAUAUUUACAACGCAUAGCAAACAAUACAGGUUUAUCAAAACAAGAACAGACUAUUGUUUAUCGUAGUAUUGAUGUUUGUUAUGGUGAAUUAUUUAAUUAUUCAAAGAGAGAUAUACAUGAUAAAGUUAAACGUGGAUUUAGGAAAAUAUACAAAAAAGUCAUCAUGGACGAAAACCGUCAUAGUGUACAUGCAUUAAGUUUUUGCUCUAUUAACGCUUGUUACGAAACAUUAAUAAAUGCUGGUUUUUUGGAUGUAUCAGCUAAAGAGAAUAUUAAAGAAGUCAUGCUUAAACUUAACAUAAGACAAACGUCUGGAUAUGUAUUUGACUUUUAUCAAUACCUGGAAGGCAUUCGUAAAGGAUCAACUGACAUUUAUCAAAUAGUAAACCCUCAUGACAGUGAUAUUGAAAUUAAAUGUGGAUAUCUAAGAAAUUGGUGCAGUGUUCAAGUUUGUCAAGCUGAUUUAAGGGAUGCCGGUUAUAUACAUGAGCAUGCUACGGAUAAUUACCUUUAUGAAUAUAAUAGAAUAAAUGACUUAACUCUUGUUCCCGGCAGAAAAAAAGAUGAUUUUGAAAAACGUUAUCAUUUGUCUCCCGAUGGUAAACCACGGAUUGUGUCUGUAUUUGUCAAAUAUUUCUCGCUGCAUUUGAGCUUCACUUUAAAUAAUGAAGCUCAUGACGCUUCACAUAAAAGUUAUCUAUUCAUGAAAGAAAAACUAUCAAACGAAAGGUCAAGAAGCCCACUGGAUUUUUGUAAAGUCACUGCUUAUGAGAAUUAUAUCACCAAAAAAGAAACCAAACCAGAGGAAUAAAAACGAAACUUUAUACGUAUGGCCAUAUAUGUAUAAAUUUGAAUGUAUAACUUAUAUUUUAAUGUAUCUCUCACGUGAUGAACUUCUCUAUCAAGAGAAUAUUAUUACAAUUGAAUUUUAUUUUCAUAAAAUAUGUAUGUCAAUCUCAUAAGUGUACUUUAAUAUUAUGCACCUUAUUGUUCAGUAUGCAACAUAAAAUAGAUUGUACGGAUAAAAGAAUUAUGUUUAGGUUAAAAAAAAAAUGUGUACAUCGUACCUAUUAAACUAUAGAUAAUCUUAAAAAUAAAAAUCAAGGGCCAAAAAUAUUUGUACGGCUGCACCUA
This is a messenger RNA of Myzus persicae (green peach aphid), 1742 nucleotides long. RefSeq lists its product as uncharacterized. NCBI's taxonomy places the organism in Eukaryota, Metazoa, Arthropoda, Insecta, Hemiptera, Aphididae. Bases 121 to 1419 code for a protein of 432 amino acids. The record is from RefSeq and is a predicted model, not a curated record. The transcript is spliced from 40 exons.